Molecule: messenger RNA, 732 nt
Organism: Penicillium malachiteum
Lineage: Eukaryota; Fungi; Ascomycota; Eurotiomycetes; Eurotiales; Aspergillaceae
Product: phosphatidylglycerophosphatase
Exons: 1
Coding region: 1-732 (243 amino acids)
Molecular function (GO): phosphatidylglycerophosphatase activity
Source: RefSeq, a predicted model, not a curated record
AUGGCUGGCUCACCUAACUCCAACCUCCGCGGCUUCAACUACGCCGUACAAACCCUUCUCAAACAACCCUCGCAAUUCCUUCCACACCUCACUAUUCCAACAUUUACUCACUUCCCUGAGAACCUGGGUCCUCAUCUUACCUCUCAAUCUACACCUCCGCCCACUGAAAAACAACGAACCCCAUCAAUUCGCGCCCUAGUCCUAGACAAAGACAACACACUUUGUCCACCUAAAACAACUACCUUCCCUCCCCAAAUCCUCGAAAAACUUUCUGCGCUCCGCAACUCUCCUACGAGUCCUUUUAACCAGUCCAAAAACCCCCACGCUAUCCUCAUCGUCUCGAACCGCGCCGGAAGUCAUCCAAAUUUCGACUCGGAGGUAAAAUCUCUCGAAUCACAACUCGAGCAUUUACAGAUCCCUGUCUUUAGACUUCCGGCCGGGACAGAGAAGAAACCUUUUUGUGGUGAGGAAGUCGUGAAUUGGUUUAAGGAACGAGAGGUCAUUACGUCCCCCAAUGAGAUUGCUAUUGUUGGGGAUAGACUGGGCACAGAUGUUCUUAUGGCGGGGAUGAUGGGCUCUUGGAGUGUUUGGUGUAAGGAGGGUGUAUAUGAACCUGGGGAGGCUGGGAAACCUGAGAGGAAUUUGUUAGAGAAGAUGGAGGUUUGGAUUGAGAAGUAUCUUCGGGAGAGGAAAGGAAUGAGGGCUCCUGCUCCUAAGGGAUGGGAGUACUAA